Vigna radiata var. radiata (mung bean) is the source of this 1330-nucleotide messenger RNA. RefSeq names its product patatin-2-Kuras 1. Lineage: Eukaryota; Viridiplantae; Streptophyta; Magnoliopsida; Fabales; Fabaceae. Gene Ontology annotation, biological process: lipid metabolic process. The record is from RefSeq and is a predicted model, not a curated record. The coding region runs from base 49 to 1227 and encodes 392 amino acids. The transcript has 7 exons. Gene Ontology annotation, molecular function: glycerophospholipase activity; monoacylglycerol lipase activity.
CUGCACAAAACACACAACUCUUUAUCUAUACUAAUUGGNANNCCAUUAAUGGCUCAUUUGGUUUUCUUUGUUUUGAUCUUUGCUGGGCAACUGAUUGGUGGAUUCAGUGCCCAAAGGCAGCAUCCGUCCAACAAUGGAAAACUGAUAACUAUUCUGAGCAUUGAUGGUGGUGGCAUCAAGGCCAUUAUUCCAGCAACAAUUCUUGAUUACUUAGACAAGGCUCUUAAGGCUAAGGAUCCAAAAGCAGAUUUAGCAGAUUACUUUGAUGUGAUAGGAGGAACCAGCACUGGUUCAAUCACAGCAGCCAUGUUAGCCACCCCAAGCUUUGAUCGUCCUACUCGUCCUGCUUAUACUGCUGCACAGAUACUAGACUUCUAUAAACUAAAUGGCCCUCGUAUAUUCAACCAAUCUAGACCAGGAAACGGUUCCCUGUUCGAUGGAGAGGGCUUACAUGAAGCAGCCAGUGAUGCGUUGAAGGAAACACGAAUUGGUGAAGCAUUGACCAAUCUCGUAAUCCCAGCUUUCGAUAUCAAGAAACAAAAACCAUAUGUAUUCUCAAGCUACAAGCUUAAGAAGGUUCCCUACUUAAAUGCCUUUUUGUCUGAUAUAUGCACAUCCAGUUCAACUGCAGCCACUCAGUUCCCACCUUACUUUUUUGAGAAUCACGGUGUUGAGUUCAAUUUGGUUGAUGGUGGUGAAGCAGCUGUGAAUCCGACACAAAUAGCAGUGAGUGAAGUGCUACAGCAGAAUGAGGAUCCUGAAAUUCUAGUGUUGUCUUUGGGGACUGGAGCAACAAAAAUUGAAGAGAUUUAUGAUGCUCGUCUGGCUGGGACAUGGUUUACAGAAACAUGGGCUGUUAUUGAUCCGAAUUUUCAAGGUCGUGCUUAUACAGCAAUCACUGAAUACUAUCUUUCUUCAAUAUUCUCAGGCUUUCAACCUCGCAAUACCUACUUUCGAGUUCAGGAAUACGACUUGAAUCCUGAUUUCUCAAACCCAGUUAAUGUUACACAAGAAAACUUGGAAGGCCUGGAGAAGACUGGAAAACAACUGUUAAAGAAAAAAGUUGUGACGUUUAAUUUGGAUACUUUUGAUUUAGAAGAAGACAAGGAAACAUAUGCUGAAGCUCUUGACAGGAUUGCUGAUAUUUUGCAUGGAGAAAGAGAACGUCGUCGGAGAAGCAAAUAUAUGGAAAAAGGAGAAGAAGCGUAUUUAAUGUCAAUUAUAUGACCUUGUUGUAAUAUCUAUAUAAUAAUAAACUAGAACCAUGAAUAGUGAGUGUACCAAGCAUUUUCCUAUUAUAAAUAAAAAGGUUCCAUGUUACUUUUAAGAA